This is a messenger RNA of Alternaria arborescens, 1056 nucleotides long. RefSeq lists its product as hypothetical. The transcript has 3 exons. Lineage: Eukaryota; Fungi; Ascomycota; Dothideomycetes; Pleosporales; Pleosporaceae. The record is from RefSeq and is a predicted model, not a curated record. Bases 1 to 1056 code for a protein of 351 amino acids.
AUGAACUACAUCUCAAACCUCGUCAACUCAGAUGGCAUAAUCAACCCCCUCAUCGACAACGGCUACCUGCCCCAUGCCGCCAUCCGCCUAGGCAUCCGGCGCCAGCUAGCCGACCGCCUCUCCUCCAUUGCCACGACCUCGCUGGAAGCAGGCUACGAGUCGAAAAUGCAGUAUGUGGAGCUGCUGCGCCAACGGCCCAUUGCGAUUGAGACGGCAAAGGCAAAUGAUCAGCAUUAUGAAGUUGGCACGCAGGUUUUAAAGGGUAUGUUGGGCCCGAGGAUGAAGUAUUCGGCUUGUUUGUAUGAGAAGGGUGGGGAGACGUUGGGGGAGGCGGAGGUGAGGAUGAUGGAGUUGUAUGUUAAGAGGGCGGGGUUGAAGGAUGGGAUGACGGUGUUGGAUUUGGGCUGCGGCUGGGGCUCCCUAUCGCUCUACCUCGCCGAAAUCUUCCCCAACAGCUCCAUAACCGGCUUCUCCAACUCGCGCACGCAAAAACAGCACAUUGACUCGGUCGCUACGGCCAAAGGCUUCAAGAACCUGCGCAUCGUAACCGGCGACGUCGUGGACCACGAAUUCGAGCCGGAAAAGUACGACCGCGUCCUUUCCAUUGAGCUCUUUGAGCACAUGAAGAACUACUCGCUGCUCAUGGCCAAGGUCAGCCGCGCUCUCAAACCAGGCGGUAAGUUGUUUGUGCAUAUUUUUGCGCACAAGGAUACGCCGUAUGACUUUGAAGGCGGGUGGAUGACGGAGCACUUCUUCACGGGCGGCACGAUGCCGAGUGCUGAUUUGCUUCUCUUCUUCCAAGAUGAUCUUAGGAUUAAGAGGCAGUGGUGGGUUAGUGGCAUGCACUAUAGUAAGACGUGUGAGGAUUGGUUGACGACUAUGCUGAGCAACAAGGAGAGUAUUUGGAAGGGGCUGGAGGAGACGUAUGGUAAGGAUGGUGCGUUGCCGUGGUGGAAUAGGUGGCAGGUAUUUUAUCUGGCUUGCAGUGAGCUGUUUAGGUGGGAUGGGGGUGAUACGUGGGGUGUUAGUCAUUAUCUGUUUGAGAAGCCUGAAUAA